Molecule: messenger RNA, 279 nt
Organism: Epithele typhae
Lineage: Eukaryota; Fungi; Basidiomycota; Agaricomycetes; Polyporales; Epitheliaceae
Exons: 3
Coding region: 1-279 (92 amino acids)
Source: RefSeq, a predicted model, not a curated record
AUGUCUACCACCCGCUAUGACAACCCAGAUCAAAUGAUCCAGCAAUAUGCGAUCGUCUACACCGAGUCUUACAUCAUAUUGGCGGCAGCUGUAAUGAUCAUCUUUGACUACCUUCUGACGUUUAGCAGAGAAGUCGAAUUCUUCUGGAAACGGCGUGUUUCGGGAGCGACCAUCCUCUUCAUCACGAAUCGCUAUCUCUUGCUACUUGACCAGCUUUUAUCCUUGGUGCAAUCUCGCGGAUUCUCUGAUGAGGUUCGUUUGUUCGUCAAAUGGUUGUGA